AUAUUGGUUUCAAUCAAUUGAUCGUUCGUCGCGGCUUUGAAUAUCCGGCAAAAGAAUAAUCCGUCGCCGCAUUCGGGCGGAGUCCUGCGCAAGUUCGCUCGAGGGAGCUGUGACGUCACGGGGCAAGAUGGCCGCCGAUAUUGGAAAUGGAGUAGCCUAGAGACUGGGCGGUAGUGAGAGCCACUUAGGUGUGUCAGUUCGGCUUUUUCGCGAGAAUGCAAUCGAAAUUUAACAAACCAGCACUAGUGCCGUGCGUGUACUGUGAUAAGAAGAGUGCGCGAUUGUUUCAGUGUACAAAGUAACUGGAUAUUUUGAACGUCACGGUUUGCCGACGGAAGACGGCCAAUUUUCUUAUCUUGUCAGAACCUCCCGUAGUCAUCUUAUCGCGACAGGACUUCUUUUUCAGAACGUUUUCUCACGUGAACAAUGAGCAGCCUUAGAGAGUGAGGAAAACUCGGAAAUUGUGUCCUAGAUAAAGCAAAAAUAUUUGACCGCUUCAUCGUCAACUGGUUUACUAGCGAUGGAAAGACGGAAAUGAUAAAAAUUCCUUUACGUAUACAAGUGCAUUUUUCUUCACCAAUGUGUUUCAGAGGAUUGUGUUCUAUAGUUCAGGGUGAAGUUAAACUCUUGUGGAGAAGAUUUUAACAAUUGUAUUCUGUGUCAAUCAAUGCUUGGGUUUGAUGGACUUUAAAAGGAUGGGGAAUUUUGAUUUUCACAUCCUGUUGGCUUCUCAAUGGGAAGCAAUACUCUGGGAACAAUGUUGAACUCUACAAACAUCAAAGUUUAAAGUGCAGGGAAUAUGAUGUUUUCAGUGACCAGUGGCUGAUCGAGGUGAUCACAGAUGUACAUUGCAAAAGAACUUUGUGUGUUGGUAUAUUUCAUUAAGAAGUAAAACUAUUAUGUUAUUUUGUUUGGAUAUUUUCCAUAAACUUUACAAAUAUUUCAGAGAGGAAAAACUUCUUAUUGCUUAAUUCAAUCUUUUUUAUUAUAGAAAUUUUUUGAAUAACAGCAAAGAUUUCUUAUUUAAAAGACAAGUGUCCAAAAAUGAAGGGUGAUACAAACACGAUUGACUUCUGAUGAUAAAAAAAUGUUAAAUGAUGUGAAUAGCUAACUUGAAAUAUUCAUAUUUAGCUAGUAAUUGAACAAAACUACAAACUCACAUUAUACAUGAAUUCAGAAUCAUAACACAUGACACUUUGUUAUUACAAUAGCUCAAAUUUCACCGUUCUACAAGAUAUCCAGAAUUUUUUAUCAGACAAAUUAUAACCAUAAAAUAUGGGUGGUUUAAUUAGCAUUAUCAAACUGAUAUACUAAUGGACGGAUAGACUAAUAUGAAUAUAGGGUCCUAAAUAAAAUUUUUCAAUUAUAGAUUGAGAACCUUAGUGUGAAAUUCCAAAAGUUGUAAAAUCAUCAUUUUUUGAGCAAGCAAUGAAAGCUUAUAACCAAUGGGGUAGUAGUGAUGAGUAGAUAGAUUUAAGAGGAAGUGGAAUCCUGUCAGUUCAAGGCAGUAGCACAGUAGUGUGAUAGUGUGAGAAGCAGUAACAAACAAGAUGUGGAAUAUGAUGUGCGACGUGUUGCCCACUAUUUCGGAGGACAGCAUCAGUCAGAGGAGCUCACAGUUUUCUGGCGAAGACGCUCAGUUUGAACAGCUGAUGGUCACAAUGUUAGAUGAACGGGACAAGCUGGUGGACUCGUUACGCGAGAGCCAGGAACGUUUGCAAGAAGCUGAGUCUCGACUCCAGGAAGUUGAGAAAGAAAGAGAUGCACUCAAUCGUCAAAUCAAUGCUAACAUUCCUCAGGAAUUUUCUCAACUCACAAAGGAACUGACGGCGGCUCGGGAACAGGUCCUCGAGAGAGAAGAAGAAAUUUCUGAACUCAAGGCAGAACGCAACAACACUCGGCUUCUGUUGGAACAUCUAGAGUGUUUGGUAUCUCGGCACGAAAGAUCUCUCAGGAUGACUGUAGUAAAACGACAAGCCGCCGCUCAAUCCGGAGUUUCAUCCGAAGUUGAGGUACUCAAAGCCCUCAAGAGUCUUUUCGAGCAUCACAAAGCCCUUGAUGAGAAGGUUCGAGAGCGACUUCGCGUGGCUCUGGAAAGAAAUACGACUCUAGAAGAGGAACUAGCCCACACCAAAGAAGAGCUCCAACAGUAUAAAGUGAGCGGACAUGCUCCAAAAGCCAUAGAAGAUAGACCCAAAGAGAACGGUCAGCUCGACGACAGUCAACAAAAUAAGAGUCAGACCGAGCAGGCAGGAAGCCAACAGCAGCAGCAACCUGAGCAACAGCAGCAGCAACAACAACAGUCGCAAAAACUAGGUACAGAGAAGCCAGCCGAGAUUGCCAGUAGACUCAGCAACGGCACUCUUGAUCCCAACGACCAGGAUUCCGCUGUUCGUGUUAUUGACUUACAAGCCACACUUGACAAGCAGAGUUCUGAACUGAGCACAUGGCAACGUCGGGUCGCAGAAAUGAGUGGACGUGUCGCGGAACUCGAGGAGAAUUUGUCGAAGGCGCAGAAGGACCUGUUGAAGACGCAAGAGACGAACGUUAAGUUGCAAAGGGAUCUGCGUGAAAAUGUUGCCCAGAAAGAAGAUCAAGAGGAGAGAAUCGCGACGCUUGAGAAACGUUAUUUGAAUGCUCAACGCGAGUCCACGAGUUUACACGAUCUUAACGAGAAGCUGGAGCAAGAACUACAACACAAGGAAGCUCAGCUGAAGUUGCAGGAGGAAAAGAUUGCUGCUAUACAAGAGAAACUGGAACUGGCCGAACAAAAACUCGCCCAAUAUGCAAAGUUACCAGAAAUGGAGGAGCAGCUGAAGCAGAGGAUGGAGGCUCUGACCCAGGUGAGGAGGCCCAACCAGCAGGCUCAGGAGAGACACGGUAGUGCGGAAGACCGAAUUCAAAGACUGGAAACGCAACUCGAGGAAAAGAAUGCCGAAGUGAUACGUCUAAAUCAGCGUCUUAAAAUGAAUGAAGAGCACAACAGUCGCCUUAGUACUACUGUCGAUAAACUAUUAUCAGAAUCAAACGAGAGGUUACAGGUGCAUUUGAAGGAAAGAAUGCACGCUCUUGAAGAGAAGAAUGCGUUAACGCAAGAACUAGAAAAGACACGAAAAAUCGCAGAGGAUCUGCAGAACGAAAAGGCAGAAAUUGUCAAGGAGUUAGGAAAGGCGCGGCUAGAAAUUGACAAUGUGAAACGACAAAUGCUUCAGCAAGAAAUCGCUUUUAAUAUUCAACAAACCGACGCCCUUACAAGAAGCCUUUCACCAAAUGCUGUCGAUCCGGGUAGUUUUUCGAGAAGCGCAAGUCACAGCAGUUUCGAUACGCAUUCAUUGCCACGAAGAAGUGCUAAGAGGUCAACCAUGGAGGAGGACUCUGCUAAGAGUUAUGUAGCUCGCACGUUAGCUGAACAGGAAUGGGAAAAGUUGCAACAGGCUCACGUGCUCGCAAACGUUCAGCAAGCUUUCGACGUUUCCAGCGAUGCUGAAGGAGACGGCGACAACGAGAGUAUUUUUAGUUCCGCAGCAGACGUCAUCAGUCCAACUGGACACACCGACGCCCAGACUUUGGCUUUGAUGCUUCAGGAGCAGUUGGACGCUAUCAAUAACGAGAUUAGACUUAUCCAGGAAGAGAAGCAGAGCACAGAAGCAAGAGCGGAAGAAUUGGAGUCCCGGGUUGGAAGCUUGGAGCAUAUGAAUUUAUUGGCUCGUGGUCGCAGCCUCGAGAGAGCAUCUCCUCCGCUCAGUGGGCGAUCUACUCCAAAAUCCCAUCACAGUCCAAAUAGGGACUACCUGCACAAAUAUCAUACCGCACCAGCCUCAAUGUCCCCAGCACACCUUCAUCAGUACGCUGCUUCUCUAGCUAGUCCAGGACAACUCUCCGAGUCUCUUCCUGCGAGCCAGCUGCAGUUGUCUGGUGAGGAACUGCAUUCUGUAAGUGAGAGGGACAGCACCGGAGGUGCAGGAAGUGCCGGAAGCGACGCAGCAUCCCCAUUAACUGCCAGAUCACUAAGGCUCGAACGAGUAGUUCAAGCGUUGGCUCACAGUCAAGAGGAAUUAAGAAGACGCACGGGACAAAGUGGAUUUUCUAGCAGUGGCUUCUCCGCGAACAGGCAUGGGCAUCAUAACAACGGCGCUCUCAAUUCUGGGACUCCCCCUUCCCCAUUGUCCUCACGUCACAGUAGCCAGGACAGUUUGCACAAGAACAACUUGAGCGGAGUCGGGCUACCCAUUGGACAGUUAUCGAGCUCUCAUUUGCACAUGCAAGCGAGCAUGAGUCCGGCUACAGCUGCGGCGGUUGCAGCUGCGCAGAAAAAGAAGGGCAUCAAGAGCAGUCUUGGCCGAUUCUUUAGCAAAAAAGACAAGAUCAAAGGGAAAGAUACCACGAUGCCUGGGGAUGUUCCGGGUAUGGGUGGUGCAAACACACCUGCAGAUCCAGACUAUGGAGAUAAUGUUUCCUUAGCUGGAACACUCGGUGGUAAGAGUGACUUUGACCGCAGGAAAAAGAAAAGCAUGUUGGACUCGUCACGGCAUGAGCUGUUGGCAGAAGCAAUGAAGGCUGGAACACCGUUCGCUCUUUGGAAUGGACCCACGAUAGUUGCCUGGUUGGAACUCUGGGUAGGAAUGCCUGCCUGGUACGUUGCAGCAUGUCGAGCAAACGUCAAAAGUGGUGCUAUUAUGAGUGCUCUCAGUGACACGGAAAUACAACGUGAGAUUGGAAUUAGUAAUCCUUUACAUCGGCUGAAACUCAGGCUAGCUAUUCAGGAGAUGGUUUCUUUAACAAGUCCAUCCGCACCAAAGACAUCGCGCACCACUUUAGCCUUUGGAGAUAUGAACCACGAAUGGAUAGGCAAUGUUUGGUUGCCCAGCCUUGGAUUGCCUCAGUACAGGUCCACUUUCAUGGAGUGUCUUGUCGAUGCCAGGAUGUUAGACCAUCUUACUAAGAAAGAUCUUCGUGGUCAGCUUAGAAUGGUUGACAGUUUUCACAGAACGAGUCUGCAGUACGGAAUAUCGUGUUUAAAAAGACUAAACUAUGAUCGACAACAAUUAGAAGAUAGACGGCGAAUGGCGGAAGGAGCAAAUGUCGAUGUUCUCGUUUGGAGCAACGAUCGCCUAAUAAGAUGGGUGCAGUCAAUCGGCCUGAAGGAAUACGGGAACAAUCUCUUAGAGUCUGGGGUACACGGCGCCCUGAUAGCUCUCGAUGAAAGUUUCGAUGCCAAUAGCUUUGCUCUGGCCUUGCAAAUUCCGACGCAGAAUACACAGGCAAGGCAAUUGUUAGAGAUGGAAUUCUCUAACUUGCUGACAGUCGGGACAGAAAGGCGGCCCGAAGAAUCGAAUAGCAUGAAUUCCUGAUCGAGUUCUUCUAGUAGACUGCCACAUCUCCACCCUCAUCACGUCUAGUCCAAAGCCCCAGCUAUUACUACUAUCUGUGCGCAAGUGUGUUGUAACUAACAGUUGUAAGAGCUUUAAGUAUCACUUCUAAGGGUAUCGUCACGCAGUCGCGAAGGAGAACCGCGUGACAUAAUGAUAUGGUACCGUAUGAGAGAAAGAGAGAGAGAGAGAGAGAGAGCCAUUAUCGUGAAAAAAUAAUUCAUACCUUUCUCCAUAGAGUGCAGAUAGCACUACGAUAGAAAAUACGGUGAACCAUGUCUUAUGGCUUAGAUAAUUUAUUAAAUGGAUACAUUGUUGUCGGUAAUAGGUCCAUCUUAAAAUAGGAAAACAUACGAUUUAAAAUGUCAAAAGUGAGAACAAUAUUUACACGAACGCGAUAUCUCUGGCUAGUCGGAUUUUCGAAACUUGCAAGUCAUCUGCACGGACUUUAAUUUAGUUCUACGGUGUAUGUAGUAUAAAGGAAAAGCAAAAAUAAUACAAUAAUGAGAAUUGGUUAUGUAACCCGUACUAGCUGUUUAUCGCACAUCUCUUAAAAGAGAUUACCUUCAGCCUCUCUCUAUGUUUUCCUAACGUUCGAUGUACCUAACCUCUGAACUGAGGAUACUGUCGCGACGCUAUUUAGCCGUUGCAGUGGAUGGUCGAAGUUGCCGAAGAGUUUCUUUGCGUCGCGAUUAUAAAGGCGAGACGAGUAGCGAUUAAAAAGUGACGUUCAACGGAUGCGUGGAAAUAUCAGCGAGAUUAGUGACUUCCUUAAUUUUCUUAUACGAGAUUUCAGAUUUCGACGACGACAAUAAUUCCGUCUGGUUUCGAGACUUUCGCACGGGAUGCACACAGGCCGCAUAUACCCGACAGCAACCAUUAGACUGUAGUAAUAAUAAAUUCUUCAUCGCUGCAUCUUGUUAUCGCAUCCUACUGUAUUAUAUCAUGUAUUCAUAAUCCACGUACAUAUUAACGAGGCCCGACGCCCAAGCACCGCACAAAGUUAAGUCGAACAAAUUUCACUUAAUCGGUCACUACCAUAUGGGAGUUGACCUCUAAAAUGCUCUCCCGCCAUCCAACGUCCGUUGAACGCACGAAGAGCCAUGUUACGUGCAUAGGUACAUACAUUCAUAUAUGCACACAGUCAUAUAUGCUCACGACAUAUACAUUAUAUAUAUAUACAAACACACACACCGAUACAUGCAUAUUUACAUACUUUAAGUUUUGCGGAAGAAAGUUUAAACAAUCUCCAUUUUUUUUUGAGUUUAUCUCCUUUCUUUUUCUGGUCUUAUUGAAGCACUUUUAGUGCUCGUAAAAAUAAGAAUUCAAAGGAUCACGCAAGAUAUAAUGUAUACUUCAAUGAAUAUGUCGAUAGACGUCAGGAUUUCGAAAUAACGCUCGUGUCCUCUUAAGUUUUCUUAACUGUCCUUUUUUUUCUUUUUUCUUUUGAAAAUGCUUACAAGUUCGAGAACGGAACACUGACAUUUUUGUACCAAACUAUUUGAGUGGCAUCGAAGUGUGCGAUACGUAUGGUAGGUGUUAUUCAAGUAAAAUGCGAACACAUGCGUCAUGUAACUGAAACACUAACGGUCGAUCGCACUUUGUGACUGCAUAAUUGUUUAAACAAAAACAAGAUACGUGCAUAUGAUAAAUAGUUAGAUGAUACACAACCGAGAAUUGUAAUUCCGAGUGGGAACCUAUCUAUCUGGAAAUAUUCUAAUCGAUCUUUCUUGUACUUUUAAUUAUGGCAAUGCAAUGAUACGGUAAAUGAUGCUCGUGUAACGUGUGACUGUUAGUGUACGUCACGUUGACUAUGAUCAAGUGGUAUUACAUGGAACGAUAUAAAUUUUGUUUGAGAAGUACAUAACUGUCGAAUAAUCCAAAAUAAUGAUCGAUUUGUCAUGGUGAUUUCUACAGUUUUAUUUCUGAGUUUGCAAUUAAAAACGAUUAAAUACUAUGAAAAAACAAAUUCGGUACUCGUGAUGAUGCGUUACAUAUAAUUCUUUUUUAACCUGUUGAAUAUACAGAUUUCCGACGAUUUAUUUGAUAAUGGCGAUUUCAUUUAUAAUGAAUCGUUAAUAUACUUCAUUUGUGAAGACGUAAUGCGACCGACGCAUUUACUUCUCAAGGAUUUUGAAAACAAACCCGCACAAGAAUGUCUUAAUUCAUUAACGGUCGACCGACGGUUAAAAUGUGGUGGCUAACGAGAAAACCAGGAAAGAAUAUAAAUGCCGUGAAAUUACAGGAAACGUGUAAUUAUAUAUUAAAAGUAACGAUGACGAUCAUUAUGAAAAUGAAUGGCAGUGACGACGAAUGUAGAUGAUCAUGAUAAUUAUAAUUAUUACGGCACGGAACGAGAAAUGAGUGAUGCUGACAGCGAUAAUGAGGAUGAUAGCGAUGCCGUAAGUUACGAUGCUGAUUGUUAAUGUUGUUGAUACUUGAGGAAAUCAUUGUUGUUGAUGUUUGUUUCCCCGCAAGCUAAUUCAUUCGUUGUAAAACCCUCGUCCUAGAUGACUCUCCGAACGAGUGUAAAUUCACGAUUAAUUAUUUCUAUUUCCGUACCGGUUAUCAAUGAUUGGGAAACGGAGUUGUCAAUGUAUCAUAGAAGAGAAACAAGAUCAGUCAAAGCAAAGAAUAAUGAAUUAAGAUGGACAAUAAUGAUUUUUUAACAAUAACUCUUUCGUGACUUUCAGAGCUACGUGAACACUACUAAUUUUCCAUAUCUUUCCUGCAUUACCUUGUCUAUUUUUCAUUACUAUGUACAUCGGCCCUAUGAAAAAGAAAAGAAAAUGAAUCUGUAAAGAAUAUCGUAAUUUUUCACACGCUCGGAAGAGUCCGUGGCGCAUGUAAAUGACUGAAAUUAUUUUUAAUCGUACGCUAGCUAAUAGUGUCUAAUAGACAUUCCACAUUGAUAAAUGAUAAAAAAAGAGAACCUUCCAAAAGUAACCACAUCCAUAACCACAUACAUAAAUGUGUACAUCGUGAAAUGUUUGUAGCAGCACGAUGCAGUCGAUGUACUUAAUUGUAAAUACACUCGUAGGUGCGACAAGUUUACUAAAUUACUCAAAAAUACCUGGAUCUUACACUUCAAAAGAAAAAGGAUAAAUCGUUUGAACAGCAGCGGAAAUGUAUUUGUAUCCAACACUACAAUUCACUUGAGGUUUUAGUGAUGUACUACAUAUAAAAUGUCUGAAAUGUUCGCUGUACUAUUUGUUUACCUCUGACUUGCCUCAUCUACGAUGAUGUAUUCCGAAUCGAUAGGGCUAUUGUGUCCUGGUUAUGGAAAUAAGAUCGACAACGUAGAUUGUGAAUAUUUACGGGAAAUUCAACAAAACAAUAACCAAACAAGAAGAAGGAAAAUCUUAAAUUUUUACGUGAUGCCAGAGACGAAUAUUCUGAUGUUUGAAUAAGGAACGACUUGCUUGAAAUGAAUGAAGGGAAGAUACAUUUUUGAUUUGGGACGAGAUAUCGUAAUAUCGAAAAAAUGAUUCGUGCAUUACCUAUAGCGAUUUUUAUUUCUUUAUUUAUUUAGUGAGUGGUUUUUGUUUUCUUUUAGUAGUCGUAAAUUCACUCGGGGAAAAAAAUUUUAACUGAUUAUAUCGAAGGAGUCAUCCAUUUUUCAAACGCGUCGUGCAGCUCGAUUCGCGUCGAUUGAGAAUCCAUUUUCGAAAAUUUAUAUUUCGUUUUUCGAAAUACAUGCAGCACAGAUACAUCCUUAGACGAUAUUCGUAUAUACUUUUACAUAUAUGAUGUAAUUGACUUGUUACCAAAUCGGGAGUGACUCUGGCAAAGAAAAUAAGGAAGGUAUUUUUGUAAUUUUAUUACGUUCGAGCUGUGUUAAAAAAUUUUUCGUUUUCAUCUUGUACCAUGUGUAUCAUCUCACAGAAUUACCACAAAAAGGACCAUAUACCAAAAGGGGAUCAUCCAUCUCUAUUCUGAUAGACCGAAUUGUUUGAAAAAAAAUUUAAUUUGCUAAUUUUUAAUUGUCCAUUUGAAAUUGGAAAGGAAAAAUGUGUACUAUGUAAGCAUUUAGGAAGUUAAGCUUUUUUUUUGAACCCACGACAGACUGAUUUCAUUAUCGAUCAAAUUAUAAUUUUUCUAUUUACACAUAAGAAUGAAUUUUGGUACCUAUACACCUUACACGCAGUUCGUAACAUUCCAUGCUUAAAUUAAAUUAUCACUACCCAUUUUUUUUUUUUAAAAUUCUUAAUUCUUCUCCGUACGAACGUCGUAGAAUGGAUUACUGAGUAGGAAUCAAAAAUAUUGAAUACGCAUAUCCAGUAAUUAGUAAGAUGAGGAUUUUAGAAUCGAUUAUGAAAUUUAAAAUACACAACAUCACAAUCAAAUGAUUAUGCUUUACAAUUAUUUACAUUUUUAAUGACGCACUAUUUACAAAACAUUUGUUUUAACGAAUAUAUUUUACAGUCGUUACACGUAAAAAAAAUCAUUAAUCAAUUUGAUAAAUUUUAUAUAUUGACAUGCUUAUUUAGAUGUUGAUAUAACUUGCCAAUGUCUAUGACGUUAUUUUUUUCAUGCACUUUGAAUACGUAUGAGAAACUGAAUCACAAAAUAUACAUUAACGAACAAAUGUACUGAAUUUUUUAAUUUUACUUAAUCUAUUUGACUGAUCGAUUUGACUAAUUCGCUUCAAAUUUUUUUUUGUUAAUUUUUCCCCCACUAAUUCUUAUUACUGAAAGCAUUGCCUUUUUUUGUCUAUUUUCCGAAAUACAAGUUGGAGACAUACGAUUGUUGCAUAGAGAGAAACAAUUUUAAUGCAUACAAGAUACACGUUGUUAAUUAUUGGAAUAAUUGAAUAAUUUAAUAGAAAUCAUUAAUAGCAUAUAGAAAAUAUUAUGAUAUAUAGAAACACGUCAUACAUAUCAUCCGUUUGCUUUUACAUAUUAAGCCCAUGCGACAGUUUUCGAGUAUUUUGUUUUGAUUUUAGUAUUUUUUGAAAGGAAGGAAAGGGAAAAGGUUAUCCGAAUGACUUCACCUAAGAUCAUGCAUUUAUUCGACGUAUUAUAUGCGAUUUACGUAUUUUUUUUUCGGACUCGUCUUUAAAGCGUUAAAGGUACCGACGAAAGGCGAAAAUUCAAGUUUUAAGGUAAAUAGUCAAUUGUACUAAACGAUUACGUUUGUGGAAUACGAACAAAAUAUGUUAUUGUAAUUCAGAGUCAAAUUUAAUUUGUAGUCUAGGCGCUUCGAAUGCAAACGUUUUUACGUUACCAAUGGUAUAUUAUUAUUACCAGUAUCAUAUACGAAUAAUGGUUAUUGCGCGACUUAUUAAGACUUGCGACAUAAACACGGAGAUACUGUGUGUAAAAUUAAUUGUAAGUUAUCAAACAAAGAAAAUGAUUCAUCUUUCAACUGUCAUUGACCAUUGUUAAUCGUAGUUUUAACAUGUUUGCUCAUAUCCUAGUAUAACUAAGUACAAGUUUGCGUUUAAUUCUUUGAGCACGUUAAGCCGUUAUUAAGUUGCUGUAUAGUGUUUCAAAAAUACUGAUAUCAUUAAAUCACCAUCAACCAAAACUCUAUGAACUCCUUUUUUUAUAACGAUUAGUUAACUGAGACAUUUUUUUCAAUUAUUUUUUCUAUUUCUUUUCCAAUUAAAUUUCCUUAUGUCCCUAUCUUUUGAAACAGCUUUCACAUAAUCCCCUAAUAUGAUUGAUGUAUCCAAUUAUUUGAUUGUCAUAUAUAUUUAUUUAUAUCAAUCAAUCAUACUCAUCCGUCAUAACGUCAUUCGUUUCCAUUACUCUUGCGAAAGUCAAAUUUGUAAACUAAAACGCACGAUUUGCACUCACGAAGCUGUUUUUUGUUGUAAAUGUAAAUUACAAGAAUACAAUUUUACAGUUCUCUAUUUAUCUUAGAACUGGACUUGGGAAAGAAAAGAAGAACAGAAAAUAAUAUCCGGAAUUGAAAUAGGUGGUCGAAAUUAUUUUCAUUCAUUUUAGACGUUAAGGAUUUUAAAUGUCGUGUUGCGAUGUACUGUGCUGCGUUAUUAAUGAUGAAAACUAAUUAAAAUCCAAAUUGAAAGAAAGGAGUCUGUGUGAAAUAGGCGCGAGAGCGUCAAAAUUUUAUUGAACAUUAUUUUCGCUCAACUUCUAUAUCUCAGUCAACUCUGUCGUUGUUAAUCGAUUGUCGUAUGACUGUUACUAGAAACUUUACGCAUUAACACAGGACAAAACUCGAGGAAAGGCAAGUUUUACACGUAAACUUUUAUUACACCUUAUAUACUUACGUUGAUUUUUCGAUGCUUUGAAAAAUGUCUUAAAUUUUGCGCAACUCGUCAGAUCGGCCAAUGCAAGUCUCUGUCAAAUCUCUAUGAAGUAAUCACUUUUCAUCACAGUGAAACUAAUUUAUAUCGUUUUCGAUUGAACUAUACGUCGACUCCGUUCGGUGUAUUUUUGUUCUCUACUGUCGCACGAGGACAAGUGAGACAGAGAUAGACUAAGUGGAGCUAACGUAAAUGGCGUGGGUUCAAUCGAAAACGCUGUAAGAUUCUUGAACUGAAAAAGCGUGACCGAACUUAUGCAAGGUUAUUCACAAGAAACACAUCACCUGAUGUUAACCUGUCCAUUUGAUUUCCAUGAUAGAACCAUCUUCAGGUGAUGGAUUUGUCGUGAAUAUAUACGUAUAACCUGGUGAUACCUAAAACGGAUAACGAAUUAAUAAUAGAUUAUCAGGGAAAAGUUACUGUUUUUGAACUUUCAAUGUAUUAUAUAUCUUAUACAUGUACGAUUAGGAAACUGACCGAAAACGCGACAUGUUAUGUAUAAUAUUGUUUAAAUUAAUCAAGCACUCGUUACAGAAAUUUCACUAAGAAAAAAAAAAUGAAAUUGAAAAGGAA
This is a messenger RNA of Cephus cinctus (wheat stem sawfly), 12216 nucleotides long. It is a transcript of the gene Liprin-alpha, whose product is annotated as liprin-alpha-1. The record is from RefSeq and is a predicted model, not a curated record. Gene Ontology annotation, molecular function: protein binding. Bases 1551 to 5351 code for a protein of 1266 amino acids. Lineage: Eukaryota; Metazoa; Arthropoda; Insecta; Hymenoptera; Cephidae. Gene Ontology annotation, biological process: synapse organization. The transcript has 22 exons. Gene Ontology annotation, cellular component: presynaptic active zone.